This is a messenger RNA of Erinaceus europaeus (western European hedgehog), 2018 nucleotides long. It is a transcript of the gene IDNK, whose product is annotated as IDNK gluconokinase. The record is from RefSeq and is a predicted model, not a curated record. Gene Ontology annotation, cellular component: cytoplasm. Gene Ontology annotation, molecular function: gluconokinase activity. The transcript is spliced from 5 exons. Bases 98 to 655 code for a protein of 185 amino acids. Lineage: Eukaryota; Metazoa; Chordata; Mammalia; Eulipotyphla; Erinaceidae.
CCCGCCAGCUCCGGCAGCACCGCGCUGGGCGCGGCCUGGGCGGGCACCGCGGCCGGGAGGCGGGGCGGGCAGCGCGCGGAGGCGGCGCAGUGGGGCCAUGGCGGCACCCGGCGCGCUGCUGGUGAUGGGCGUGAGCGGCUCCGGGAAAUCGAGUGUGGGCUCCCUGCUGGCAUCCGAGCUUGGAUGGAAAUUCUAUGAUGCAGAUGACUAUCAUCCAGAGGAGAAUCGAAUCAAGAUGAGCAAUGGGAUACCGCUGAAUGACCAGGACAGAAUUCCAUGGCUUUGCAAAUUGCACGACAUUUUACUAAGAGAUGUUACUUCAGGACAACAUGUAGUCCUAGCCUGUUCGGCUCUCAAGAAAAUGUACAGAGACAUCUUAAUUGGAGUAAAAGAUGGUGUACCUCAGAAGUGUGAAGAGUCAGGAAAGGAAGGAACACUGACUACUGUGGAACUCUUGGUGGUCUAUCUGAGUGGGACAUGUGAGAUCAUCUCAGGACGCUUACUCAAAAGAAAAGGACAUUUUAUGCCCCCCGAGUUACUGCAGUCCCAGUUUGAUGCUCUGGAACCCCCAUCAGCUCCAGAAAAUUUCAUCCAAAUCAACGUGGACAAAAGUCUUUCAGAAAUAGUUUCUACAAUUAUGGAAGCUCUCAAGUGAAAGGAUAAAUUUCAAGUGAUCCAGAACUGUUAAGCAUAAAUUUCUAAAUCUUGUUUAAAAUUUUUAUUUUUCCCUUUUAUCAGAGAAGUUGAGAAGGUAAGGGGAGAUAGGGACAGCGUGAGAUGUCUGCAGACCUGUUUCACCACUUGGUGGAGCAACACCCCCCUCCCCCCCGUGGGGAACUGGUGGCUUGAACCCAGAUCCUUGAUCUAUGUGCACUUAACCUGGUGCGCCACUGCCUGGCCUCCAAAAUUUCUAAAUCUCUACCCUACCUCAACCGUGUUUGACUAACCUUGUUCAUGUAUUCUAAAUACUAAAGUGGCCAACACAACGUGCUGAGAUAUGCCUACUUCUGUGUGUAUCUUAAGAGCAGCUACUGUGGUGCUCUUACUAUCAUUAGUAGGAGAAGAAUGUUCAAAGUAAAGUUUUUUAAGUUCCAAUUCAUGUGACCCAAUCAGAUGACCAGCGGAAAUUUAUAAUCAAUCCUAUAGAAGUCUUAUUUAGGAUAUUCUUGAUCAUGCCUAUAUUUAGACAAAUAGAUGAAACUUGACUAUCCUUGGCAUCUGCUGGACAGUAAUCCAGACACAUGUACAAAAUGAAAAUCACUCACCACCAAGUCAUCUCAUACAACUUCUAUUCUCUCUCCUUGGGUCAUUGAAGAUAAACAAUAGUAAUAGAUAAGGGAAAAAGUUCACAGAUAGGCUUAAAAAAUGCAAAGGCACAACUUAGUGAACAAAGUGUGUAUUUUAACUAAUCCAGAUUGUCUCCUCAUGUCUCCGUGAGAUUAGGUUGCCCUCCUAUUGCAAAAGUCAUCAGUGCUGGUCACUGGGAGAUGUCCUGGGCAAGAAGAAGCAGAUAUCACCAACACAAAAAUAGACCUUCCAGUGUGGUAGCAGCAGCAGCAGCGCUGGGCAAGGUGAUGGAGGAGGAAGUUGGAGGCUAGUGAAUUUCUGGUACACAGUCCACCCUCUACAGAAGCAGAAUCUGACCAGCAUGGGUUGGGUUGGACCUUUUCCCCAGAAAGCCUCCAGAAGCAGUUUCCUUAUCUUUCUAUCCUAACCAGGGUCCCAAGGCUAGCCACUCUGUGCAUUGAUUGGUUAUAAAAUGUUUUGGAACUAGUUACUGUUUUCCUUCACAAAGGCAUACAUUUUUUGUAGAGACAGGAACUACAAAUAGAGGAGUAAUGGAAUGAAAUAGCCCUUCUGCGUGGUGAACCUGGCCUAAAAAAAUGGAGCUCCAGGGAUCAGAAGAGAGCUCAUCCGGCACAUCUUGCCAUUCAUAGAGCUCAGGUUUGAGCCUUAGUACCACGCUGGAGCACCAUGACCCUAUUUCUCUAUCUGAAAUAAACAUAAUGGAAAGGUCA